AUGGCACGAUUCCUCGUAGACGAUGUUCUCCGCGAAAUCUUCCUGCACGUCGCCAGUCCCAAUCCGUUCACCAGCGCCUACACGAUCGAUGGACUCCACGAUCUAUAUCCAUGUCUUUUCGUCAACCGAGCUUGGUGCGCUAUCGCCAUGCCAAUCCUCUGGUCUCAACCCUUUCAUUUUCUCAAGGACAAGCCCGAGGCUGGCGCCGCGGUGAUCAACAUGUACCUGAGAUUCUUGGACGACAAAGAGGCGGAACAUCUGCUGAGUCAAGGAAUUGAUGUUUCUUUGAUGUCAAACUUUAGCAUGCAUGGCACCCGAUUUCAACAAUCUUACUCGGACGAUUCGGAUUCGGACUAUGAGGGCGAUCACCCUACCUACUCGAUGGACGUCUGCGAAUACCGAAGACCCCCGAUGUUUAAUUAUCCCGGAUUCCUACGUUCCCUGUGGUACGAAUCGAUGGUGCAGGCCGUGGAAUCUUGGUGUUCAGAAUUAUCCGAGAUCAUGAAUCCGUCACCACCCGAAGACGAAGACGUGGACAUGAUGGAGGAACCGGAGGACACUUUGAUUGACAACGCCGAGGUUUUCUUGAUGCGAUCGAUACUAAGAACUUGUCUGAGCCGAGGAUCGAGGUUGUACGGACUAUUCCUGAACCCCGACCGGUUGGAUAAAUUGAACGACGAGAUGUACGAGAUGUUAUUGGUCGACGAUGAAUUUAGGGAUUUGGUGUCUCCGGUCAAAUCGUUGGAGAUCAAUGGAAUGAUCAGGAAAGACAAGGUUUACGUGAUGUUGGGACAGAGGUGUCACAAACUGGAAUCCUUACACAUACACAGCCUCUGGGCGCGCCACCCCGAAGAAAGACACAUCGAUAAUUUUGGCGAUGCCAUCGCCUCCCUGAUCUCCUCCCAAUAUUCAUUACUCUACUUCACACUUUCAAACUGUAAGGCCUACACCCGGGCCAUCCUCAUCCCCCUGAAAUAUCAAUCCUCAUCAUUACGCUACGUGCGAUUCGAACAAGUGGAUUUCCUAGGAUGCGGGCCGUGGGACAGUGUUGCCGGGUGCAAACGAAUAGAAUUCUUGGAGGUUUACGAGUGCACCAACCUGGAACAAGAGAUGGUCGCACCGGUUAUCAAGGCGAAGUUUGGCAAAGAUUUUGAAGCUAGGUACGUGAGUUCUUAUCAGUGCCAGGAAUUUAGAGAUUGGGUGGACAAAAUUAGUGGCGGG
This is a messenger RNA of Acaulospora colombiana, 1221 nucleotides long. The record is from the annotation of a GenBank genome assembly. NCBI's taxonomy places the organism in Eukaryota, Fungi, Glomeromycota, Glomeromycetes, Diversisporales, Acaulosporaceae.